Messenger RNA from Cyprinodon tularosa, 821 nucleotides. Its product is annotated as calsequestrin-2-like. The transcript is spliced from 3 exons. Bases 60 to 563 code for a protein of 167 amino acids. NCBI's taxonomy places the organism in Eukaryota, Metazoa, Chordata, Actinopteri, Cyprinodontiformes, Cyprinodontidae. The record is from RefSeq and is a predicted model, not a curated record.
UUGACUGAUUGCACGCAGGUUGAACUUGCUGCAGUCUGUGGUUUGCUAACCUGCUAAAGAUGAGCAACGCACCAGAGGAGAACAACUUGUCGGGACAUCACCUGGAAGACGCCCCGCUUCCAUCUGAUCCUCCCCUGGAGCUCUGCAUCCUGAUGACGGAUCAGGUUGAUUUCCCUUUUCUUAUCAGGAUAGAACUGUCCUCCAAUGACUAUGAGGAAGAUUUUACCGCGGAUGGUGCAGAGAUUGUACCUGGGUUUUCGGUGUAUGACAGGAUAGGGGAUUAUCAUGAGGUUGGUUGGCCUUUUAAUGGUGAGUCUCUUGAUGGGUCUAGUGAAGGCUCCAUGUAUGGUCUCUGCGAUAGCUCUGAGACAGAAGACGACGAAGACGAUGACAACGAUGACGAUGAAGACGAUGACGAUGAAGACGAUGACCACCUUCCACCACAGGGCGAAGAAGACCACCAACCUCCAGGGACCGGCUCUGUCUCCAGGAAGAGGACAAGAGAGGAAGACGAAGAUGAAGAGGAGCCCCCUGCGAAGAUGUUUGGUCGUGGGAGGGAAUAGGGAUAGGAAUUUCAUCAAGGAGUUUGUUAAGGAGUCUGGCAGGUCUAGGGAUGCCUCAGGUAGCGUCUUGCACUGUGGCUUUUCUUUAUCCCGCUGCUAGAUUUAGUUUUUUUAGAUGUUAAGGAGUCUGGCAGGUCUAGGGAUGCCUCAGGUAGCGUCUUGCACUGUGGCUUUUCUUUAUCCCGCUGCUAGAUUUGUUUUUUUAGAUGUUAAGGAGUCUGGCAGGUCUAGGGAUGCCUCAGGUAGCGUCUUGCACUG